AUGUUAAGAUCAACUGAUUUUUGGAAAGAUGAAGGUGAAACCAGUUUAAUGUUACAAGAAAAAGGUUUCAUUAAAUCAGAAGGUAUUGAAAAUAUUUUUGAAAGAACAUCAAAAUGGUUUGAAUUAGUUGGUUUAAAGAAAGAAGAAAUUAAAAUCGUUGAGUUUUCAACUGACGAACCAGAACGUAUCUUUGUAUUAGAUGCUGAAAGAACUUUCUCAAAUGAUAUUAACAAAAAGAAAUUAGUUAAAAUUUUAACCCACUUAAAAAAAGAAUUUGGAGAUUAUCAACAAGGUUUAUCAUUUGUUGCAAGUUUCUUAAUGUUAACAAUGGAUGAAAGUGAAAAUGUUGCAUUAAUGACUAAAAUUAAUUCAAUGUUACCAGGUUAUUGGAAACAUGAAGCAAUUGACUUUGGUACAAGUGCUUUCACUUUAUAUCAUAUCUUACAACAAACUCAUCCAUCUAUUACAAAACAUUUAGAAAAUAAUUGUAUUGAUGCAGGUACAUUUUGUCAAAAAUGGUUUUUAGGUUUAUGUGUUCAUUUAUUACCAUUUAGAUAUUUAUUCCAAUUUUUUGAAAAGUUUUUAGUUGGUGGUGUUGAAUAUUUAUACAAGUUUUCAUUGGCAUUGUUUACAGUAUUAGAAAAGAGAAUUUUAGAUGCAAAGAAUCCACAAGUGAUCUUUGCAAUUUUACGUUUGGAUGAAAGUGAAAUCAAAGAUGAAGAGAUUUUCCAACAAAUUCUCGAUAAAUCUGAUACUAUCGAUAUUUCUACCUUUGAUUUAAAGGAGAUCAGUAAGGAUGUCUAUGAACGUAACUUAAAGAAACGUAUUGAAAGUGCUCAUAAGGUUCAUGCCAAUGUCGAAGAGAUUGAAGAUUGUCAAUGGUGUCUUGAUAAUUUCCCAGAGUUUUAUUGUUUAGAGUGUAAACAACUCGUUUGUCAAGAUUGUUUAGAUGAUACUCCAACCGGUCCAAAUGAAACUCAUCAAGAAGAUUCUCAUACUCUUAUCUCUAUGGAAGAGUAUGAAAAUGAUAGAGAUAAAUAUAAACAACCAAAAUCAACCACUACAACUACUGUUGAAAAAUUAACAAAAGAUUUAGAAGACUUAAAAGUUUAA
Molecule: messenger RNA, 1113 nt
Organism: Dictyostelium discoideum AX4
Lineage: Eukaryota; Evosea; Eumycetozoa; Dictyosteliales; Dictyosteliaceae
Product: RabGAP/TBC domain-containing protein
Exons: 4
Coding region: 1-1113 (370 amino acids)
Cellular component (GO): cytoplasm
Molecular function (GO): zinc ion binding
Source: RefSeq, a predicted model, not a curated record